UCUCAUGCAGCCUAUCGUCUUCCUGCCUUCAGAGCGAUUUUAAUUUUCUCAGUAAAGUGGUCGCUUCGCUGGACUGCAGCAGAUCAGAUCUGAACCAGGACAGGGGCGUCAAUAAGCCAGAUAGCGCGCAUCGCGGCGAGAAGCAGGCUUCUCCAGAUUCACCUCCACGGAUGACCAGCUCCUGGGAAUAUGUACCAGGGCAUUAUGACUACCAACCACGGAUCCUCUUCCUAUGAGGCCGGCUUUCUCCACAACGCCUCGGCGGCCACCUCUCCGGUUUACGUGCCCACCACGCGGGUCGUCACCCCGAUGAUCCCCGCGCUGCAGUACCUCCAGACGCCCGGCGCCUCGCAGCAGGGCAGCCCGGUUUCGAGCCACUCCGUCUGGGCUCAGCCGGGUGCAGACCCGGUGCCCUCCUACAACCACUCCCCGGUGUCUCCGCGCUUCUCCUUCUCCACCAGUCCGCCGCUGUCGUCCGGUGUGGCCACAGCCAGGGAGGCGGUGUCUUACACCAGCCCGCUGAACAUCUCUGCCAACGGAAGGGAGCAUUAUGGUCCGCGGGGCCUCGGCGGCUCGUAUCCCAGUCCCUAUUCGGCCUACAUGAGCCCGAACGUCGGAGGAACGUGGCCGGCGUCCCCCUUCGACAAUCCGGUGCUGCACGGUCUGCAGACCGGCGCGUCUCCUGGCACGACGAGACACCCAAACAUAGAUUUGUUUGAUGACUUUGCUGAGGGACGAGAAUGUGUGAACUGUGGUGCAAUGUCAACUCCCCUCUGGAGGCGCGAUGGCACCGGCCACUACCUGUGCAACGCGUGCGGCCUGUACCACAAGAUGAAUGGCAUUAACAGGCCGCUCAUUAAGCCCCAAAGACGGCUGUCUGCCUCGAGGAGGGUGGGCCUGUCCUGCACAAACUGUCAUACCACCACCACCACCCUGUGGCGACGAAACGCAGAGGGAGAACCCGUCUGCAACGCCUGUGGGCUCUACAUGAAACUCCACGGGGUCCCCCGGCCUCUUGCUAUGAAGAAAGAGGGGAUCCAGACCCGCAAACGCAAACCUAAGAAUUUAAACAAGUCCCAAACAGGAGCUCCAGGCACUGAGGGGGCUCCAGUUACUCCAAGCAGCACUCCCCGCUCCUCUUCCUCUUCCUCUACAACAUCCACCUCCAGCACUGCAGUGGAGCCUCGCCAGAUAAAGACAGAGCCAGAAAAUCACAACUUGUACACACACCACGGCCCGCACACACAAAUUUCAGCCCUACCUGCCUAUAUGGCAGCCCAGGGAGGCGCCAUUCCUCUGAAGAUGUCUCCAGGUGGACACGGUGGAUCCUCCAGCUCCAAAACAGAGCCUUGGAACAACCUAAUUAUGGCUUAGGAGACCUACAGCUCUGCAACUCAAAAAACUACCUAUGUACAGCGUCCUAACAAAACUCUCCAGGAAAUGCUCGAUGCACCGUUUUCUCCAAUCUGGAGCAUCGGUGUCAUGACUGCACACCAAGACACGAUGAGAAGACACCGACUUGGGACAAAGUACAAUUAAACUGGGAUUAUAAAGGAACAUUUUCGAACUCAAACUUUUUCCUACAAAGCCGGUAUGGAAGCACAAACUGCCUAAAAGAUACUGAAACAGUACAUGACACUUGAGAGAAACAUGAGAGACUUAAGUGUAAGUACUGCCUUCAUAGCUUUGGACAUUGUUUUCUGGAUGUUAUGGACAUCCGAAACACAAAUACAGAUCAACUUUGUGACAAAGGUUACAAACCAGAGGUGCCACACCAAGUGUUAUCAGGGUCAGUUUACAGGAAAAUAGUGGAAGGGCAAUAUUUUAUUUCUAGCAAACUUUCAAAUGAUCCAUCUGGGAGACUGUGCUAAUGAUAUAUUAGUAUAAUAUUGUAUUAGCAGGAGAAUAUGUGAAAGCAUUUAACAUUUUAUAUCCUAAAAAAAAAGAUAGAUCAUUAACCUCAACAAUCACAGAGAUAGCCUGAAAUUGUGCUAAGUGAUGAAAAGGGCAGCAACUGUGAUAUUUUCUUGCAUCCCUGAAAAUAAUGUGUAAAAUAAAUCCAUCUUUUAUUACAGUAACAAAAACUCGAUUUAAGGACCUACAUGCAGUUAGCUUAAAAAAAAGACAUUUAAGUCAACUUUUUCAGAGUGGGGAUGUUUCCCAGCUUCACUCACAUCUGGAGCAAAAUAAAUCAUUCUUAGAUUUGAAAGGACUCUCGGAUGAAAAUAUUCCUUCAGACCCACAGUAACAAUUUCAUUGAACCAGAAGCUGUUUUGAGUCCGAAAAUGUUGUAAAACAUGUCUUUAAAUGUUUGAAAAAGUGUCCGUUCAGACAUGGAUAAAAUGUUAAAAUGAGGUUCAGAGAUGGUAAAUCAAAGAAAGAAAUACAUCGCUCCAAAAUAAAUAACUAAAAUAAUUGCAUUUGUUAAGCAUUAAUAUAUUUGUAUUCUUUAGAGUAUGAAACAAGAAAAAAAAAGUCUGGAAAAAAAACAAAUGUAUUCCUUACUUUAUUUGAUUUCACAGCCAGACCUUUGGAAAUUAUAAAAGCAAACUUCACAUUUUUAAAAUCUUUUCAACAGAGGAGGAACCCUGGCUCAUCUAUCAGAAAAGCGAUUGCUACGGUUAUGCAUCACAGCAAUUGUUUAUAAGUAAAGAAGUAACAGCAAAAAUCAUUUAAGAUGCACAGCAUCCAAGAAGAUCUAAAAGUUUUUUAAAAGGAAAACAAAAAUCAGUUAGAAAUUGUGAAACACUCAGCAAAACAACCAAGGCAAAAAUAAAUGAAUACAAACUAUUCCUGUAAAUUCCUCCUACUCUGCCUCAUCCGUCACUCCUCACCCUAAGUAUUACCUCAGCGAAAGUGAAAUACGGCUUAGUGUAACAAGAACUCCUUCGUCGUGGCUCAUUGGCUGUAGUUCCUUAACUGCACGUCACGUCUGAAAAAAAUAAUGAAGACAAACUACCUAAUGAGAGCGUGACAGCAGGCACACAGCUCCCUCUGCUGGCUCAGGAUCAGAUCUGCAUCUGCUAGUCAGUAGCAGAUGCAGAUCUGAGUCAGUAGCAGAUGCAGAUCUGAUCCUUGAAAUGUUUGUGGGAAUCUACAUUAAAAUUCACGUCCUAUUGUAAUGUCGUUAUUGAUGAGUAAACUGUACAGAAUAGUUGCAAUGCUUUCUAAUCUGCUGCUAGCGAGAGAUAACCGGCGUAAAUGUGGCACACUGUCAUAUGUAAUUACAAGAAUGAGAAAUGUACAAGCUUCUGUAAAAACAUCACUCCACUAUAAUCAUAUACUCUGUUAUUUGUGAUAUAUUGUAAGCAAAUGUAAUAAAGGGAAAGCAUUUUGACGUAA
Molecule: messenger RNA, 3342 nt
Organism: Poeciliopsis prolifica (blackstripe livebearer)
Lineage: Eukaryota; Metazoa; Chordata; Actinopteri; Cyprinodontiformes; Poeciliidae
Gene: gata4
Product: GATA binding protein 4
Exons: 6
Coding region: 190-1374 (394 amino acids)
Biological process (GO): positive regulation of transcription by RNA polymerase II; cell fate commitment; negative regulation of transcription by RNA polymerase II
Cellular component (GO): nucleus
Molecular function (GO): zinc ion binding; RNA polymerase II cis-regulatory region sequence-specific DNA binding; DNA-binding transcription factor activity, RNA polymerase II-specific
Source: RefSeq, a predicted model, not a curated record